Molecule: messenger RNA, 2460 nt
Organism: Micromonas pusilla CCMP1545
Lineage: Eukaryota; Viridiplantae; Chlorophyta; Mamiellophyceae; Mamiellales; Mamiellaceae
Product: heat shock protein 70
Exons: 2
Coding region: 1-2460 (819 amino acids)
Biological process (GO): protein folding
Cellular component (GO): cytosol; nucleus
Molecular function (GO): ATP-dependent protein folding chaperone; ATP binding
Source: RefSeq, a predicted model, not a curated record
AUGAGCGUCGUCGGCCUCGACUUCGGUAACGCCAACAGCGUCAUCGCGCUCGCGCGACGCAAGGGCAUCGACGUCGUGUUAAACGGCGAGUCCAAGCGCGAGACGCCCUCGAUGGUGAACUUCGGGGAGAAGCAGCGCUUCCUCGGCUGCGCGGCCGCGGACAAGAUCAACAUGAAGCCCAAGGACACGAUCGUCCAGCUCAAGUCCUUGAUCGGCCUGCGGUACUCCGACCCCGAGGUGCAGGCGAUGCUGCCCAACUUUGUGUUUCCAAUCGCGGGAGGCCCGAACGACGAGAUCUUGAUCACGGUGACUUACAUGAACGAGAAGAAGGCGUUCACGCCGGAGAGGCUCGUCGCGAUGGCCCUCGCGGACCUCAAGAUCAUCGCGGAGCAGGACCAGGGCAGCAAGGUGACGGACGCGGUGAUAUCCAUCCCGGUGUUCUUCACCGACGCGCAGAGGCGCGCGAUGCUCGACGCGGCGUCCAUCGCGCAGCUCAACGUGCUGCGAUUGAUGCACGAGACGACCGCGACCGCGCUCGCGUACGGCAUCUUCAAGACGAACGAGUUCACGGACACGCCCACGAACGUGGUGUUCGUGGACGUCGGGCAUUCCGCGAUGCAGGCGUGCGUCGUUCGAUUUACCAAGUCGCAGCUGAGGGUGAUGUCCACCGGAUUCGAUCGGAAGCUCGGCGGGCACGCGUUCGAUCUCGCGAUGUUCGAUCACUUCUGCGAGGAGUUCGGCGCGAAGCACAAGAUCGACAUCAAGUCUAACGCGCGCGCGUCGUUGCGCUUGAAGAUCGCGAUCGAGAAGAUGAAGAAAAUUCUCAGCGCCAACCCGGAGGCGCCCAUAAGCGUCGAGUGCAUCAUGGACGAGGUUGACGUCAAGUCGUCCAUGACGCGCGAGAAGAUGGAGGAACUCUCCCAAGGUUUACUCGAGAAGCUCAUGGGCCCGGUCACGACCGCGAUGAGCGAGGCUGGGCUCGUCCCCGACGACAUCGCCGCGGUGGAGCUGGUCGGUAACGCGUCGCGGAUGCCGUUCAUCUCCGCGCAGCUCGAGGCGUUCUUCGGGCAAGUCCCGGGCCGCACGCUCAACGCGAGCGAGUGCGUCGCGAGAGGGUGCGCGCUCCAGGGCGCGAUGCUCUCGCCGCAGUUCAAGGUGCGCGACUUCGAGGUCGUGGACUCGUUCCCGUACCCGGUGUCGUUCGCGUGGGCGAGCGAGGACGGGGAGGCGAAGGAGCUGGAGAUUUUCGAACGCAACAACGCGGUGCCGUCGUCGAAGAUGAUGACCUUCUUCCGCGACGAGACGUUCACGAUCCAGGCGAAGUACACGACGCCGACGCUGCUGCCGCCCGGCACGGAGCUCGCGAUCGGGUCGUUCGACAUCGGACCCAUCGCGCGCGCCAAGGACACGGAGGAGAAGACGAAGCUCAAGGUGAAGGUUCGUUUGAACCUCAACGGCCUCGUCUCCGUCGAGCAGGCGCAGGCGAUCGAAGAGAUCGAAGAGGAGGUCGUCGUCGAGCCGCCGCCCGCUCCGCCCGCCGCCAAGGAGGACGAGCCCAUGGCGGACGCGGAGAAGCCCGCGGCGGAGGACGGCGGCGCGGAGAAGAUGGACGCGGACGCCGCGCCCGCCGCGCCCGUCGUUGAGAAGAAGAAGAAGGUGAAGAAGACGGACGUCAACGUCGUCUCCGUCGUCGGCGGCCUCCCGUCGCAGGUGCUCGAGACGUUCGUCGCGGAGGAGUACGAGAUGGCGCUCCAGGACCGCGUCAUGGAGGAGACGAAAGAGCGCAAGAACGCGGUCGAGGAGUACGUGUACAGGAUGCGGUCGCAGAUCGCCGAUAAGUACGCGCCGUUCGUGGAGCCCGCCGUCGCGGAGGCGUUCAACGCGACGCUCAACGCGACGGAGGACUGGCUCUACGAGGACGGCGAGGACGAGACGAAAGGGGUGUACGUCUCGAAGCUCGCGGAGUUGAAGGCGGUCGGGGACCCGAUCGAGGCGAGGCACGCGGAGGAGACGCUGCGGCCGCCCGCGUGCGACGCGCUGCGCGCCGCCGCGAGCGGGUUCCUGAGCCAAGCCGCGCCGGACCCCGCGCACGAGCACAUCGACGCGGCGGAUCUCGAGAAAGUUCGCGCGGAGGCUCAGGCCGCGUUGGAUUGGCUCUCGGAGAAGGAGGGACUCCAGGCGGCCGCCGCGAAGACCGCGGACCCGGUUCUCGUGUCCAAUGACGUCGUGAAGAAGCGCGAGGGGCUGGAGCGCAUGUGCGCGCCGAUCUUGUCGCGGCCGAAGCCGAAGCCGCCGCCGCCGCCGGCGCCCGAGCCGGACGCGGCGGAGGCGAAGGACGCGGACGCCGACGCGGGCGCGGCGGCGGGCGAGGGCGAGGGCGCGGACGGCGCCGCCGCCGACGCCAUGGACGUCGACGCGGAGGAAAAGCCCGCGGCGGGCGCCGCGGACGACCUCGAUUGA